AUGUUGAUCCACCUGGCAAUAGUGUUCUCACUUUUGGCGUGUACCAAAUCUCUAAAUGAAGGAGACAGCUGCACCAAAAUGGAUGGAUCUCCUGGAGUUUGCAAGGCCAUAAACGACUGCCCAUACGCAGAAGAUGACUUUAGAAGGCAUCUUAAACCAAUGACAUGCGGAUACACUCAAUUUGAUCCAGUCAUAUGCUGCGGGGAAUCACUUGUGGUCACCACACCUAAAAUUAGGGGGAGAGUUAGGGGAAGAAAAACAACAACAACAGAGCAACCGAAAGAGAUAGAGUUUUCGAUGGAAUGUGACAAAGCAGAGAGAAGAGGACAGAAAGCGUAUGAUAAAUGCCUUGAAUACCAAGAGAAAUAUGUGUACCCGUGCCGCCCUGGGCCUACCACUGGUAACAUUAGAGUUGACGAGUGCACUCGGAAACCAGAACAGCUAGUCAUAGGAGGAGAAGACGCUUAUGAGGGGGAGUUUCCGCAUAUGGCGCUCCUGGGCUAUGGUAAUGAUAAAUUAGAAUGGAUUUGUGGAGGUGUCAUAAUCAGCGAACGAUAUGUGCUCACUGCAGGGCACUGCACUUACAGCAGAUUUUAUGGCCCUGUUAAGAAAAUCCGAGUUGGUAUAUUAAAACGAAGUGAUGCCGUGGAUUCGUCUAAAGAAUACAAUGUGGUGGCGACCAAGCACCCAGAAUACAAACCACCGAUGAAAUAUCAUGAUAUAGCGUUACUACAGACUGACAGAGAUAUAGAACUUAACAAGUACGUCGUGCCAGCGUGCCUUCAUGACGGCGGCGCGUUAUUUAACAAAAGUGCGAUCGUUACCGGUUGGGGAACGACGGUCUUUAGAUAUAUGGAGCGCACGGAUGUACUCCAAAAGGCAACUGUCGAGGGAUUUGAAAGUGGCGAAUGUGAAAGGAAGUUUAAGGAUAUCCGUCUAAUGUCAAAAGGUUAUAACUCGACAACCCAACUGUGUUAUGGAGAUCGAGUUUCCAACAAGGAUAGUUGUGAGGGAGACAGCGGUGGACCCCUGCAAGUGAAUCACCCAACCGUCCGCUGUAUGUACUGGGUCAUUGGGAUCACCUCCUGGGGCAAAUGGUGCGGUAUAGCUGGCGAACCGGGCAUUUACACCCGGGUGGAACAUUACGUGCCCUGGAUCGAGGAAAUUGUUUGGCCUUAG
Pieris macdunnoughi is the source of this 1179-nucleotide messenger RNA. The record is from the annotation of a GenBank genome assembly. NCBI's taxonomy places the organism in Eukaryota, Metazoa, Arthropoda, Insecta, Lepidoptera, Pieridae.